AAAGACAACCACAUCAACACGACGUACGACUAUCUAAAGAGCACGUCCCCGCGUCGGUUCGUACGGACGACUGAUGUCAGAUACCUGAGCGACAUGACGCGGUGUCUGAGAGACACCCUGAGACAGAUCUGCGAGGACCAGCCUGUGGUGUGUCCCAACAUACAGAACCGAUACAGCCAGCACCGGAGGGACCACCAUCGACCCAUGGGGUGUUCCGGCUCCAACGACACGGGACAAGGAUCAUCGCCCAUGGUGUCCACUGGUGUCCCGGCCAUGUCGUCAUGCGAAGCUAUACAAGGGACCUACCAACAAACCUGCCCGCCCCGCCCCAAAAUCUGUUGCUACUGCCAGAAACCCAUGCCCUGUUCCUGCGCUCCCAGAUCCUCCGUCCAAUUCCAGAGAUUCCCCAAAGUCAUUUCCCAAGACUCUACCGACUCCAAUAUCUUCCCUAGAACAAGAUCCAUCUCCGUAGACGACAAGUCUUGUAUCUGCAGCGGAUUGUCUAUGGAUGACUUCGAAAAGAAUGUCAAAGAGGCAGUUAGUCAAUGGUUGCAAGAGCUGCCAGUUUAUGCCAAUGAUAAGCCAGAAGAUAGACGUGUAAGAGAAGAUAUGGCAAGGAAAUUGGUUGAGAAGUUAAAAAGAUUUAAAGAUGAUGAGAAUUUCGAAGACAAAGCAAAAGCUGAAAUUGCUGAAUGUGUUAAUAACAUGCCGAUGUGGUGUCCUGGAAAUGAGGAAGAUCAAGGUGUAUUCAAGCAGCGUAUUGUAGAUAAUCUUCUGAAUAAAAUUCGUAGUAUAACCAAGGUUGAUAAAUUUGAAAGUGAGAUAUCAAAAUGGGUUGAAACUUUGAAUUUGAAAUCGAGGGAUAGUCAAGGAAAAAUUGUCGAUAAGCAGAAUAUAGUGGAAAAUAUAGUUAAUAAGCUAAAACCGUUGGCUUUGAAUCAACCGACUGAUGCUUCAAAUUACAAAGAAGCUCUCAAAACAGAAAUAAUGGAUAUUCUAGAAGAAUUACCAAUUCAAGUGGAAGGUGAUAGAAAGAUGUAUUUAAAUAAACUUGCCGAUAGAUUAGCUGGUCAACUUCACACAAUACCCGCUAAGGAUAUUAAGAGUUCCAGUUUCGAGUCGUUAGAAGACGAAUUUCAAAAACAAAUAUGGGAAUGGCUCAAAGAAAUUCCAGAAUAUUCCAGCGCUAGUGCAUCCAAAGUUCCUGAAAACCAAAAAUCCGUCAAAGCAUUAGCUAACAAGCUUCAAAAAUUGCAAGCACAGGGAAUCGAGAACUCUAGCGUUCAGGAGCAAAUGCAAAACGAAAUUAACGAAUGGCUUGAAAACAAUGUCAGUAAGAAAAGCAGUCUUGAUUUGAAAACCAAGAAUAAACUAGCCGAAAAGCUUCUGGGAAACUUGAUUCACGUAUCCAAAUCGGCAGCUAAGAAAACUAAAACGUCGUUAAGUCAAGAUAGCUUAAAAAAACAGAUUGCAGACUGGCUUGAUGACAUCCCAGAGCUAGCUGGUGGAGAUAGAAAAGAAAAUGAAAAGGAUAUUGAAACUCUAGCUAAGAAACUAUUUGAAUUACGCUCUCAAGGUAAAGAUGAUACUGAAUUGGAGGAUGAAAUUCUAAAUUGGCUGACGAACGCUUUCGAAAAGAAAGGAAAACGGUUAGACAUAAGAAAUCAAAGUAGUUUGGUGAAUAGUCUUCUAGGUAGAAUUAAUAAUUUGUCAGGUGGAAAUGAAGAUGAAAAUUUAAUUGAAGCCAUUAGAGAUUGCCUUGGAGACAUUUCAAAAUUAGAUAUCAGCUCUCCAGAAACCAAGAAAAUGGUUGAAAAGUUAGCAAACAAAAUACAAGAAUUACAGUCGAAUAAAGGUGAUAUUAAUAAAGAAGAUAUAAAAGACGAAAUAGAUAACUGGUUAAAUGAAUUUUCUAAGCAAACUGGAGCUAAUAUUAGCCCCAAAACUAGAAACCAGCUGAUGCAGAAAUUAAUGAACAUUGCUACUUCUGUACCAAAACAAAGAAAACGAUGGAACAAACAGGAUAAUCUACAGCAAGCUAUAUCUGAAGGAAUCGCAAACAUUUUAGGAGGAAGUUCAUUAUCACUUGCCAACGGCGAAAAGAAAGAAUUACAAAGUAAAAUAUCUAACUUACUGUCUAGAAAUAUUGACAAAGUAAAAGCAGGCGAUGGAAGUGGAGAAAUCAAAACGAAAAUUGCUACUAUUUUAGAACAAGAUGCUAAUCUGUCCUCUGGGAAAGCAAAGAAAAUCGCCGAUGAUAUUGUAACUAAAGUUCAGGGUAUGAAAUUACCAGAAUCUAGCAUAAAUUUGCAUUCUGACGAAUUGAAAAACAUGCUCAAGGAAGAAGUUGGACUGAUCUUAGACGCUUCUAACGUGCAUUGUGAUAAUAGAGAUGCUAUGGAAUCUACUCUAACUGACGUUUUAGUUGACCAAAUUAUGCGCGGCGAAGAUGACAGGCAAACUAAAGAUAGAUUGAUAAGAGCACUCAGAGAUUCAGAUAUUUCUAAAGAACAAACAGAAGAAAUUGCCAGUAAACUCAUUAAUGUAGCUAAAGAAAUGUCUUUGAGCCAAAGAACUCAAGAUUCCACGAUGAGAUUAAGUAUGUCUAAAUCGAAAGGUUUUGAACCAUUAUCUCCAGUGCAAAAGGAAAUGUUCCAAGGAAGCGCUGAGCAAGAAAUUGUGGAAUUCAUACAAGAAAUAACAGGUGACAGUAGUCCGCUUUCAGUGAAAAAGUAUAAAGCGGCUGCAGAAAAGUUAGCGCAAAGACUUAGCGAUAUAAUGUCUGAAGCAGACACAUCAAUCGCUGACAAAAGAAACGGCAUAGAGAGUGAAGUUUCUAAAUGCUUGCAAAGUCUGUCAAUUAGUACAGAAGAAUCUCAGUCCAGAAAAUUGGCUGAUAAACUCCAAAAUUUAGCUUUCAAGACAUCUACACCGAAACGAUCGUCUUUGGACGGAUUUUCAUUUAGACCCCGAAGAGAUUCGAGAGGUUCAACAAUGUCGGCUAUAGAAAAUGCUUCUCAUUUCAAAAUGCAAGCUUCUUCGCCUAGCAAAGAGGAAGAGCAGUACAUGAAUCAGCUGGUCGACAUAAUUAACAGUUGGAUGAGGGAUUUACCGAUAGACCUUGAUACUGAAGAUGGUAAAGGAUUCAAAGAGGUCAUGAUAAGGGACCUAGCUGGAGAUAUUAUAGAUAGACAAAAAUAUUUGCAACUAAAUCCCGACGCCAAAACCUCUCCUGCAGAAGAAUUGGAACAUUUAAAGUAUCAAGUGUUUAGGUGGCUGCAUAAGCUACCUGAUUUGAAAAACUUGAUGCCAUCAAUAGCUAAAACGGAUGAUUUGAUGGAACGAAUCAAAUCUGUUCCUGUACCACAGCUUAUUAAAUCUCCAGAUAGAAGAUCCGGCAGACAAAGAGGUUCUAUAAUUCAGGAUUUAUCUCAGAAUUUUGAAUUGCUACAUGAUGAAAUAUCCAAGUGGAUAGGAGCAGUGCCUUCUAAGUUUUAUGCUACAAGUGAUAAAGAUCACCAUCAGCAAAUGGUCAAAGAUUUAGCAGAACAGAUUGACCAGCUUCAUAAAGACGAAGCAUUGACAGAAAACCUUUUAGAUGACGUCGUCUCAGACUGGUUACAAAAGAUGCUGAAAGAAUAUAAUGAACAAUAUUUUAGUAGCUUAACUGAAGGGUUAAAAGGUGCUUUAUUACAUAAAGGACUGAUUUCCCUUUUGGAGAGCUCUAUGUUAAUGAGGCAAAGUAGUCAUGUAAUGCAAGAGAAUUUAAGGGGUUUUAUAUUGGAUUGGCUAAAAGAAAAGCCACUGUAUCAAAAAAGGCCUUCGAUUGAAAAACGUGAACAGGAGCAGUUAGUAGCAGAACUGUCAAAGAAUUUAAAAGAUACGUUAAAAGCUUCUCACCCGAGCGAGGCGCACAGAGAUGACAGAAUCCUAGAUGAUAUAAAAUCACACAUAAAACGAUUCCCGAUGGAGUCACACUUAAAACUAGAUGAGGAUUUCCAUCAUUCUACAGCGAACGAUCUUAUGGAAUACUUGAAGAUGUUACAAAUGUUUCAAAAUAUGUCAGAAAUACAGUCACUGUCGCAAUCACAAUCAGGCAUAGAAUUCAAAGACAUAUUGCCGGUUUUGGACGAAUGGAUAGGUAAACUACCGUUACAAGCCAGAAAGGCAUCUGUAGAUGAUAGAAAACUUGAUAGUCUGAAACAAGAAUUCGCAAAAACCAUUCAUCAACUUAAACAACAACAUCCUACGCACACUGAAACGGGAAGUGCAGUUUUAAAAGAUGAAAUUAAGAAAUAUCUACACAAGUUUCCGAUAGAGCCAGCUAAAAAGAAGGAUCAACAAUUUGUAUCAGAAAAGAUUGAUGAACUACAUAACAUGUUGCAUAAUUUACAAUCUCAGAUGGCAACUCCUGGGAGAGCUUCAAUAAGCGUUGAUGGCGUCAGAGACGUUAUUAUAAAUUGGGCCAAAAAGUUACCAUUUCAAUCUGGAGCAACUAUUGAAAAAUCCAAAUCUGAAGUUGAUAAAAUAGCGACGAAAACUAAGAAAAUGCUAUCUAACGUAAAAGGAGCGGAUGAUUUUGAAAAGAUCAAACCCAAUUUAGAAAAGGAAAUAAAAGCUUUCGUAAAUAAAUUACCUAUUCAGAAGAAAAAGUUUAAAGAAAAUUAUAUUCAUGAACUUACAAACCAAUUAAAUGACUUUGUCAAAGCAUCCACUAUGACGCAGCCUAGCAUGACCACCGACAGUAGUUUCAGCUCAAAAUCUGGCUUAAAAAAAGCGGCAGAUGUUCUCUAUGAUAAUAUCGAAGAUUGGUGUAACAAUCUACCUAUACCUAGUGCAAACACUCCUGAAGAAAAGGAAAAAGUCAAAACCCUCAAACAAAACAUAGCUAGUAAACUAAUCAAUAUAAUAGGCGACUUAAAUGUAAACCCUGAGAUAUUUAACGAUGAUUCAUUAUACGACGAUCUGUUGAAUGAUGAAAUAGAUAAACUACUCAGUACUUUACCCCCAAGUUCAGAACUAGAAAGGAAUUUACCAGCCCUCAAAGAGAACUUGAUACAGAAAGUGAAUGAAGCAAAACUUAAGAUGCAAGACGAGUUAGCGGGACAGGUUUAUAAGCAGCAACUGCGUGACGCCAUCUCGAAAACUUUACCAUCUAUUGAAGACCUGUCAUUGGAAGAGCAAGCUCCAUUUGAAGUACUAAAAGAUAACCUGGCUGAUGCUUACAUUGAAUUGCACUAUGCAGCUUAUAACGAAGAAAUGAAGCGUAAAUUGAAGGCUAAAAUAAGUGAUGAAAUCAAUCAAUUCUGCGAUGACUAUUUACAACAAUAUCCAGCUUCACCUAUCGACCCAAGCAAGCUAAAUAGAGAGCUAUACAAUACAUUGCAAAAAGUACCAGUGCCUAAAGACGAAACUAUCAAAACUCAGGUUGAACAAGUAAGAAUAAAAGACGAAAUUAAUGAAUGGCUCCAAGAAUUACCUUUGAAAGAACAAACUCCAGCUGAGCUAUUACAACAAAAUAAAAUCGUUAAUGUUUUAGCUAAACGCUUACACGAUAUUGAGAAAGAGAAGGAAUGUGACCCUGGUAUUGACGUUGAAGAUCGCAUGAAAAAAGAAAUACAUAAGUGGAUCAAAAAGCUCCCAAUCAUACCAGGUGAAGAAGGUAACGUUGAGAGCAUGGUUGAUCAACUGACGGCUAAGCUUAAAAGCUCAGAAGAAUCGAGAAGAUUCAGCAUUUCUAGGAUAAGGCAUUCGAUUGACACUGCUAGUGAUGAACAAUCGUGUGCAGCAGUUUGUCCCUUUUAUUCUAAAUACGAUAAACCAGCAAAUCUAUUGUCACCUUCCACAGACAAUAGAUAUUUGUCGCAAUACGCUCCACCCUUUCCCCCUAGUACCCUAAGCACGGAAGAUAAAGCACAUUUAGAAAGAAUAAGGGAAAGAAAUCAACAGAGACAACAACCACCAAAACCAGCGUUUCCGCCGUGUCAUUGCAAAGAUGCGUCGGUCAAUCCAAUACCUAUCGAAGCUGGAAGUCAGACUGAUGUUGGUCCAGCAGUAGUUUCAAGCAGCGCCAAGUCUAUUCAAUCACAGCCCGAGCCAUGUUCUAGAAGCCAAGCUCCGUCUACUCAAUCGGACUUGGCACCGUGUUCGCAAGCUCCAGUGUCUCCUCAAGUUGUUGUAAAGGAGUUUUACUGGGAUUCUCCAGAGUCGGCAAUGCGAGAACCGGGUUUUCCAUCUCCAUGUGGACAAGGCCAAUCUGUUAGCUUUCAAGGUCAAGGUCAACCCUGUGGGCCUCAACCACAACAAUUUCCAUGGCCUCAAUCGCAAGCCAAUCUACCUAAGUUCGGCCCGCCACAACCCAGUCCCUGCUCAAGACCUCAGGGUCAAUUUCUUACACCAGAUCAAAGUAGGAUGCCUCAAGCACCUUGCAUGUCCUCACCGCCAAUGACGAUGCAAUCACCUCGCAUGCCUCAACCGCCAAUGCCUCAAUCCUGUAUGAUGUCGCCACCGCCCCAAAUGCCGCCGCAGUCACCUUGUAUGAUGCCACCAGCGCCUCAGAUGUCUGCUUCGCCUUACUCCCAGAACAGAACUGGCCAAUCUCCAUGCAUGUCCCAACCACCUUCGAUGCCGUCACGAAUGACGUCACAGCCUUAUCCAUCAGCGCCCCCUUGUGGCGGAUCACAACCUGCGUACCCGUCAGCACCGCCUUGGACAUCGCAACAGCCUCAGUCACCUUGCAUGUCAAAACCAUCUUCACAGCAGCCAAUGCGAUCUCCUUGCAUGAAUCAACCACAAAUGCCUGAAACUCAAUCGCCUUACUCACAGUAUAACAAAUCCCCAUGUAUGUCAACUCCACAAGAAUCUCAACCAGAGAUGCCUCCGUGUCAUUCUCGAGACACGCCCCCUCCCCGUCAAAGAACGCAACCAUCGCGACAAAUCCCUCCAUGCCAAUCUCAAGAAAACCGUCGUGAGACCAGAAAACCAUUCAGACAGCCAUGUUUUGGGUCUCCAGAAAUAUCGAGCACAUCCUCUCCUUUUGACACCGAGUGUCCUGAUGCUGAUAGACGAUUCGGUCCUAAGGUGACUCGGCUCGGUUCUUUGGACGAUGUGCCGUGCAUGAAGAACUGUGGGAGUCAGUCUCCUAGAGCAAAAAGAUCUAGGGGAUCCCCUGAUGAGGACUUUGAUUGGACGAUUCGCUUUCCUGAAGACGAUGGGUUUUGGGGGACUCCGUGCCCUAGAAGAAGAGUCCAUAAGGCUCCAAUGAGAAACGCUGACGGGCCGUUUGUAAAAGAAAAAGAGAGAAAAGAAGAGAAGGUCAGAUGUCGGUGUAGAAAACGUAUUUUGACGAAGUGCAUGGGCAGACGGCCUCAGACUUGCAACUUUUCUUGCCAGGAUGACGAGUCUAUGCAGCACUGCUCUAAAUGUUGUGGAGCUCACUGCCCUCACCCAAGCUACCUCUUUUUUAGAUAGAUUUGUGAUCGUUUUGUUAUGUCUUGUGAUGUUUUGUGUUGUGAAAAUA
This is a messenger RNA of Ostrinia nubilalis (European corn borer), 7519 nucleotides long. RefSeq lists its product as uncharacterized. NCBI's taxonomy places the organism in Eukaryota, Metazoa, Arthropoda, Insecta, Lepidoptera, Crambidae. The record is from RefSeq and is a predicted model, not a curated record. The coding region runs from base 94 to 7470 and encodes 2458 amino acids. The transcript is spliced from 4 exons.